Molecule: messenger RNA, 588 nt
Organism: Sesamum indicum (sesame)
Lineage: Eukaryota; Viridiplantae; Streptophyta; Magnoliopsida; Lamiales; Pedaliaceae
Source: RefSeq, a predicted model, not a curated record
AUGCAAUGGCUGGGCUGCCAGCCUCCUGGCUCGGUAUUAUACGUUUCGUUUGGCAGUUUUCUGUCAGUUUCAGCUGCCCAAAUGGACGAGAUUGCUGCUGGGCUACGUGAGAGCAGAUGCCGGUUCCUUUGGGUGACACGAUUUGACAAAACGCGGUUGGAGGAGAUUUGUGGUAAGAAGGGGUUGGUGGUGGAGUGGUGUGAUCAGUUGUCUGUGCUUUGCCAUCCCUCUGUAGGAGGGUUCUGGACGCACUGUGGGUGGAAUUCAAUGAAGGAGGCCGUGUUGGUCGGCAUGCCGUUGCUGACUUUCCCAAUAGUUAUGGACCAAGCGCCUAAUGCUAAGGUAAUAGUUGAAGAUUGGAGAGUGGGAUGGAGGGUAAAGAGGGAGUAUGACGAAGAUGAUUUGGCAAGUAGCAGUGAGAUAGUGGAGAUUGUACGGAGGUUUAUGGACUUGGAGAGUCCGGAGAGGAAAGAGCUCACUAGAAAUGCCAGACAGUUGCAGGAGGUUUGUAAAAGAGAGUUGGCAGGUGGGUCAUUCGAAAAGGAGGUGGAUGGUUUUGCUACAUCAAUCCUAGAAAAUAGUCUCUGA